Molecule: messenger RNA, 375 nt
Organism: Sclerotinia borealis F-4128
Lineage: Eukaryota; Fungi; Ascomycota; Leotiomycetes; Helotiales; Sclerotiniaceae
Source: the annotation of a GenBank genome assembly
AUGGUGAAACUUCUCGACAAGAUCAACCAAAAGUUAGAGCUCUAUAGACUCGAGAAGCGAUAUAUCAACAGCCGAAACCGCCGCAGCACAUUUGUCUCCGAUGCAGUAUACGUAGAUGGCGAAUACUACUCGGCAAAUAGUGCAUAUACCGCAAAUUGCACAGCAGGCGAUGGAGACAGUGGGAGAAAUUCAUCCUCAUCGAAGGAAAGCAAGCUUACGAAAGAUACAACGGGAAAGACAAUGGCGUCGAUAAGAUCAAAGAGAGCGAGUUUGAUGGAUUGGAGGCGGGGAAGUGUAAAGGAAAAAUAUACUGAGAGGGAAGGGACGAAGGUUAGUGUGAGGGAGUUAAACUGGGAUGGAAGCGUGCGAUCAUAG